Malus domestica (apple) is the source of this 745-nucleotide messenger RNA. Lineage: Eukaryota; Viridiplantae; Streptophyta; Magnoliopsida; Rosales; Rosaceae. The record is from RefSeq and is a predicted model, not a curated record.
AACACCAAAUAUCCACGCCAAACGCAAUCGAUCUGAAGAAAAUAGUUGAGCUUAAUUAUUUAAAUUAAGCUUAUUAUUGUGUUUUAUCAUCAUCUCUCGUAGACAAAGAGAGGAAAGAAGAAGAAGAAGAAAAAGAAAUGGGAGGUAACAUGUCACACAUUGAAGACUCGGAUGAAUCUCCACGUGAACACCAGUCUCGCAUCGUGGCCUGCCAUUCCAAGGAACAAUGGAACACCCACUUUGAUGCCGUCCAAGACAGCAAUAAACUGAUGGUGAUUGAAUUCACGGCUACGUGGUGUGGACCUUGUAGAGCCAUGGAGCCAAUCCUCAGAGAGUACGCUGAUAAAUUCACCGAUGUUGAGUUUGUCAAACUUGAUGUCGACGAGUUUCCGGGUGAAGCAAUGCAGUUUAGUGUGCAGGAAAUGCCUUCAUUUGUAUUCUUGAAGGGAGUGGAGGUGGUUGAUAAGCUCGUGGGGGCCAGGAAAGAUGAACUGCAGAAGAAGAUUGAGAAUCACAGGAACUGUGAUUAUAAUGUCUGUUUCUAAAGUUGUUCGGCAAAAAUUCUAUUAUGUUCUCUAGUAUAUUAUAUUUUAAAAACUUUAACAGUUAGAUUCUAAUCAUUAUACUAUUAAUCAAGAAUCUAAUGAUCAAAUAUCUUAAAAUAUAACGUAAUCCGAUGCAAAGAAAGAAAUUUCAUUUGAUCAUGUAAUUAACCUGACUUUUGGUAUAGUUUGGGAUUGCUACU